AAGAAAUCACUCGGAGGCAGUGACAGUGACGGGAAAUCACUGACAAAGAAAGAGGGGAACUCGGAAAACAUCCGCGAAAACAUCCGCGUUCCCCGGCAAGGAAAACCAUACAACCCAAAAACAGCCACACAAAGAAGAUUGUCACCAAUCCGCUAGCCACUAAAUGUUGAUUGUUGCCGUCAUACCACAAAGAACAGGUCACUACCCACCCACUCGUGCGAUCUCCACAGGCCUUUUCCAAGCCUCUGGUUGUGAAUGACGCCCGUUAGAGACUCACAAGUAUAACUGACCUCUCCCCAACCCUCUCCAUCUAAUCUAGUGUAGUCCUACGUACCACACUCCUCAACUCCACACAACUAGUUUUUCUCCUCGCCUCUGGAAGAAGAAGAAGAAGAAGAAGAAGAAGAAGAAGAAGAAGAAGAAGAAGAAGAAGAAGAAGAAGAAGAAUAAAAAAUGCCACGCCUCCACAAAGCCCACGGCUCCGCUCCAUACAUCUACAUCACCAGCCCCGAUUCAUCUAACUCCUCUAUCUCUGCAAGCGCUUCUGACUUCACCCCCGGUUCCAACUCUCCCACAUCUUCCGACUCUAGUUCCAGCUCCUCCUCCUCAGCAGCAGCAGCAGCCUGGCGUUCCAACGCCUCCGAGCUCCGCGACGUGACGCGCGACUUCUCGGCCGCGCGGGCGACUUCGACGGACGCUAAGACCAAGAGUUACACGGAGAAAGAGGUGGCGAGGUUUGAGGCGAUGGCGAGGAAUGCGGAGCUUAUGGCGAGUAUGGCCAUGGCGGCUUCGGCUGCGAAGAGGAGGGAUGGUGUGAGUAGUAAAUGUGCGUAAGUGUGUCCUAAGUGGAGGAAAGAAUAGAAGGGGAGACGGAGGAGGAGUGGUUACAUACCUCUACGGAGGGAAUGGAUGCAAGACUUGACUCUGACAAGUUCCUAUGGAAACAAUGUUCACCAAGAAGGAGACAGACAGAUUGCGUAAUAGUAUGUGAGAAACUAGGAGAUCUUUUUUUUGGCCCCUUUU
Messenger RNA from Neurospora tetraspora, 1023 nucleotides. RefSeq lists its product as uncharacterized. The record is from RefSeq and is a predicted model, not a curated record. Lineage: Eukaryota; Fungi; Ascomycota; Sordariomycetes; Sordariales; Sordariaceae. Bases 454 to 834 code for a protein of 126 amino acids. The transcript has a single exon.